Messenger RNA from Panicum virgatum (switchgrass), 1392 nucleotides. RefSeq lists its product as uncharacterized. The transcript has a single exon. NCBI's taxonomy places the organism in Eukaryota, Viridiplantae, Streptophyta, Magnoliopsida, Poales, Poaceae. The record is from RefSeq and is a predicted model, not a curated record. The coding region runs from base 425 to 1072 and encodes 215 amino acids.
GCCAUUGGACGGCAAGGCAAGCCACGCGAAACCUCUCGCCGUCUCGGUCAGAUGAUUCCCAUCCGGUCCUCCCACCCAUCCCCGCUCCCAAGUACUAGAGGCUAGAGCCUAGAGGAGGCAGUUCCCACCCACCAAACCCAACUCCACAACCUCUUCCCUCCCUCCUUCCUCGUUGAGCCCCCAAAAGGCCCCAGCAAACCCUCAGCUCAGCAAACCCGCAGGAGGGAGGGGAAGCGGCACGAGCUGCGCUGCUGCCAUCCCGCAGCUACUCCGAACAGCAACGUCUCAGCCGACGGCAGCCGUCGCCACCUUCCCACCAACUCCGCCCGUCGCCUCCCCGUUCGGCUUUUCGUCGAGCAGUUGGUGGGCACCAAACCGGGCUGCCUAAGCCGGGCUGGGGAGCUAGCGAGCUCGAGGGAGUGAGAUGAAGAAGCUGUACCAGGGGAAGGGGCGGCGGGUGCACCCGGCGCCGGCCGACGCGGCGGCGGCCGUGGCGCUGCCGGCCGCCGUGCUGGCCCUGGCGUCCGCGCUGACCGCCGAGGAGCAGGAGGUGCUGGCCUACCUGCUGUCCUGCGGCGGCGCGGCGGGGGGCCGCCCGCGCCGCCGCCGCGGGCCCCACCCGCCCGAGAUGGGCUGCGGCUGCUUCGGCUGCUACAAGAGCUUCUGGGCGCGCUGGGACGCGUCCCCCAACCGCCACCUCAUCCACCACAUCAUCGACGCCGUCGAGGAGGGCGGCGGCGGCGGGAGCGGGGGCCAUCCGCGCCGCGGCCCUUCACGCCGCCGCCGCCGCGGACGUCGCAGCAGCGACGCGGCCGACUACGAGGACGCCGGGGUGGUGGACGCCAGCACGGACCACCACCACCCGGGCUGCGACGGAGGGAGGGACCACCACGGCGAGUACGAGGGCGAUGGCGAUGACGAGGGGGAAGAAGUGGCCAGCAGCAUGGACGGCGACGAGGAUGACGCAUCGGUGGCCAGCGAGGGCGACUGCAACGGCGGCAGCGCCGAGAAGAGCACGGUGGGGAGGCUGGUGCGCUUCAUCGGGGAGAAGGUCUGGGGCCCCUGGAACUAAGCCGGAUGCCCGCUCGUCUGUUCUUGUAGAUUAGGGGAAGGAAGGAGACCACCAAGGAGGAGGGUCUCGUCAAGGUCAGUACCAGUAGUAGCUGUUUUGAUCAAGAGCUUAUCUGCUCUGCGCACUUUUCCUCUUCUUUCUUUUGUUCAAUUUCUUGCACUCUGGUGAGCAUGUGAGGAUUGGAGUGGGGGUAAAAUCAGCACUAUCUCAUCCAAUUUCAGCUCCCCAGUCCCCACCUUCUUCCUCCUCUGUACCAUAUUUUUGCUCCUUUGGUUCAACAAUGAACUUCUUGCAAGAGAACAAGUUUCCUUUCCCUUCCA